GCGCUCUUAAUUAACCCCUGCUAAACAUUUCCACGGUUAUACGAGUAAACAUCGAGGACAUGUCGUUACCGGGCUGCGGUGGUUAUCAGAGUCCAUGGUCCUCGCAGACGGGGCUAUCGGAGAUCGAGGGUACGAUGGGGGACUUGGAGCCUCUAGGAGAGCUCGCGGAGGUGGGCUUUGAACCGCAGACGCGCGCGCGCUCCAACACGUGGCCGCUGCCCCGGCCCGAAAACUACGUGGACCCGGCAGAAGAUUCCAGUUCGAAGAAAAACUCCAAUCAGAACUUGACCGGUGCGCCUCCAUUGCCGACGCCGGUGGGCAAGAAGAAUUCGUCCCGGCGUAACGCAUGGGGCAACCUCUCCUAUGCGGACCUCAUCACGCAAGCCAUCACCUCCGCGCAAGACAACAGACUUACCCUGUCGCAGAUCUACGAGUGGAUGGUGCAGAAUGUGCCAUACUUCAAGGAUAAGGGUGAUAGUAACUCAUCGGCUGGAUGGAAGAAUUCAAUACGACAUAACUUGUCACUACACAAUCGGUUUAUGAGGGUGCAGAAUGAAGGCACCGGUAAAUCAUCGUGGUGGAUGAUCAAUCCUGACGCAAAACCGGGAAAAUCAGUCAGAAGACGGGCGGCUUCCAUGGAAACGUCAAAGUUUGAAAAAAGAAGAGGUCGAGUCAAAAAGAAGACCGAAGCGCUAAGGAACGGUGCAACCGCAGACGCUACGCCCAGCCCCAGCAGCUCCUUGUCGGAGAGUCUCGACAUGUAUCCAGACUCACCUUUACCCAGCAGUGGUUUUCAGUUGUCCCCGGAGUACCGACAGAGGGCGUCGUCGAACGCGUCGUCCUGCGGCCGGCAGUCACCUCGGCCCUCGCUGCAACCUUCAGAACCGGACUGGGUCACAGAUUCGUACAACCCAGCAGAUCUGUGCUCUGGUGACUUCACGGGUGGUGAUUUCGCAUCGACCAGUGAUUUCCCACAAGUCGACUACGCACAAGAAGAACAGUUGGCUGGUUCGCUAGCUGACUCUAUGAAACUACAAGGCGCCGACCCAUUCCUAAAUACAUAUGUGCCAACAACGUCGUCUUCGGGCAGCGGCUACCGGUACUCGUUCGCAUGCCCGCGUCACCCGCACGGCACGUGUGGCUGCUCGCUGUACCACCCCGCGCACCCCGCGCACCCGCACCAGCACGCUCUCGACCACUUCGUGCGACCCCCGCCGCCGGCCGACCCCGCGGACAUCAUGCACGCAGAGAACACAAGCCGCAUGGUAACAACGGAUCCGGCGCUGAUGAAUGGCGGCAUGAUGGUGCAGGCGGGUGCACUGGGCCCGCCUGGUCUGGGGCCCACCACCGUCAUGGGCCAGAUCAUGGGCGCGCUCAACGCCGGCCUGGCGGAGGACCUCAACAUCGAAGCUUUGGAGCAUGAAUUCGACUGUAACGUCGAUGAGGUCAUAAAACACGAACUAAGCAUGGAGGGCACGUUGGACUUCAACUUCCCGCAGCCGCACAGCGCUAUGGCCGCAGAGGCCGAGACCCAGUUCCAGGCGCCCGCGCCGCCCGUGCCCACCACGCUCUCCGGCGGCGGAGCUCCCCGAACCCCUUAUUCCGUCGCCCCCUCCUGGGUCCAUUGAGCGCGGAACUAAAGGCGCCGUCACACUACACCCAUUCGUAGAUCGGUCGACGUUCGGAUAAUCUCGAUUCGGGUUUAGGUUUUAUCCUUGUUGUAAAUAAGACGCGAACAGAUCAUGUUUAAGUUCCCUUUUUGUUACUUUAGUGUAUUUAGUCGACAUUUUUUUUAUUUGUUACGUUAACUAAUGUUAAAAUUUUAUUUAGUGUUAUCGCUAAGUGAUGUUACCGAUCGUUGUUGAUGUGUCAAUUGUGUUAAGUUAGGAUUUAGUGUUAAGCUAGGUGGAAGCUUGUGAUAUAGUUAGGCUAGGCUUGUUGCUUGGGCCGAGGCGGGGCGGGGGCGAGACUGGCGGACACCAUUUCAUGUGGGCGGGCGUUACAGCUGAGAAG
Messenger RNA from Papilio machaon (common yellow swallowtail), 2013 nucleotides. It is a transcript of the gene foxo, whose product is annotated as forkhead box protein O. NCBI's taxonomy places the organism in Eukaryota, Metazoa, Arthropoda, Insecta, Lepidoptera, Papilionidae. The record is from RefSeq and is a predicted model, not a curated record. Gene Ontology annotation, cellular component: nucleus. Gene Ontology annotation, molecular function: RNA polymerase II cis-regulatory region sequence-specific DNA binding; DNA-binding transcription factor activity, RNA polymerase II-specific. The transcript has 8 exons. The coding region runs from base 60 to 1628 and encodes 522 amino acids. Gene Ontology annotation, biological process: regulation of transcription by RNA polymerase II.